Tachysurus fulvidraco (yellow catfish) is the source of this 1421-nucleotide messenger RNA. RefSeq names its product transmembrane protein 163b (gene tmem163b). The record is from RefSeq and is a predicted model, not a curated record. Gene Ontology annotation, cellular component: synaptic vesicle membrane. The transcript has 8 exons. Lineage: Eukaryota; Metazoa; Chordata; Actinopteri; Siluriformes; Bagridae. Bases 346 to 1206 code for a protein of 286 amino acids. Gene Ontology annotation, molecular function: zinc ion binding.
CAGACCUGACCGGGUCCUGCAGUUGAAACGAAGCAGUUUCUGCGUUAGAGCAGUGCACAGUACGCAUGAGCUCUAGCUGAAGAAGGAUGCGGGUUUGCGCGCGCUCUGAUCCAUACAUAUUUUGGAGUCAGGUUCUUAAUUAGAGCGCGCUUGCCGCAUCUUAUAGGGGUAGCGUGAGCGUGUGAGUCUAGUGAAAGUGUGUGUGUGUGUGUCCUGGGAGAGAGUGGCUCUGGGCUGAAGGUGCGCCUGAGCCUCCUGUCUCGUCUCCCUUCCGUCGCCUCUCGUGCAGGGGCCACGUUCCUAACGUGCCGAAAGGCUUAAAGCGCGCACAUCACGCAGACGGCCAUGGCGGAGGAUCCGCAGCACGGGGACACCCACCAUCACCCGGAGUGUGUAAGCGGACAGAGGGACGCUGAUAAAGAGCCAGACAAAGAGGGAGAAAGGGAAGGAAAGAGAGAAGGAGAGAAAGAGGGAGAGGGAUCCGGUGAGACUUUCACCAUGGAGCAGGAGAUGAAGAUCAGCGACGUGGAAGAUAAAGAUCUUCUUGAAAGCAGUCUGCGUCUGAAACCCCAUGAGGCACAAAGUUAUCGGAAGAAGGCGUUGUGGGUAUCAUGGGUGUCCAUCGUGGUGACGCUGAUCCUUGCCAUCGCAGCUUUUACUGUUUCUGCCAUGAGAAGCAGCGCCUCUGCAUUUGGCUUUGCUUUUGACGCCGCACUAGACGUACUGAGCUCCAUCAUUGUGCUGUGGCGCUACAGCAAUGCGGCAGCCGUGCACUCUGCCCACAGAGAGUACAUAGCUUGUGUGGUUUUGGGGGUGGUGUUUAUCCUGUCUGCACUAACCAUCAUGGUUAAGGCUAUCCAUGAUCUCGCUACCAGAGUGCUCCCUGAAGUGGACGACUUCCUCUACAGCGUGUCGGUGCUCAGUGGCCUGGUGUGCACAAUUCUGGCUGUUCUGAAGUGCAUGCUGGGUAAAGUGCUAACCAGCAGGGCACUCAUCACUGAUGGCUUUAACUCGCUGGUGGGCGGAGUCAUGGGUUUUUCCAUCCUCAUCAGUGCUGAAGUGUUUAAGCACAACCCGAAGGUUUGGUAUUUGGAUGGCACUAUUGGUGUGCUGAUUGGACUCAUCAUCCUCGCUUAUGGCAUCAAGCUGCUGAUUGACAUUGUCCCUCGAGUGAGACAAACCAGACACUAUGAGCGCUUCGAGUAGGAUCAACAGCUCACAGUGGAGACAGUGGACUCUAUUUGCAUACAUCCACCAACCCACCCACCCACCCACACAAACACACACAGAAGAGAUUCUCGUCAACAAGGGAAGCACUCACCCACGCACAAACACUCCCAUACAUAUCACACACAAACACACACACACACACACACACACACACACACACACACACACACACACACACACACACACACACA